AUGUCGAGUAAAAGCCCUGCUAUACCGCAGACCAGCACUGGUGGAAACUCAGGCGCGAAUGCGGCUGCGGUAGACCCCACGAAAUCGAGUACCAGAGAUAAAUUGCAUCAAACAUAUGCUUCUGAUCCGAAGUACAAGAAGUACACACAACAAGUGGAGAAGUGUCUCAAUGCAUUCGAUAAUGUGCAUGAGUGGGCGGACUGUAUCGCGUUUCUGAAGCAGUUGUUGAAGACAUUUCAAUCCUACAUGCAAUUCAAGGAGAUCCCGUAUAAGCUAAUUGUUGCCAAACGGUUGUCUCAGUGCUUGAAUCCCGCUCUACCAACUGGCGUGCACCAGCGCGCCCUUGAUGUUUAUACGCAUAUACUUUCUGUACUUGGAACCGAAGGUCUAAAACGGGACCUACCAUUAUGGUCCUCCGGCCUAUUCCCGUUCUUCGAGUAUGCUGCUACAUCAGUCAAGCCGAUACUGCUAACCAUAUAUGACACGCAUUACUUGCCUUUACAAGCUGGUCUGCGCCCCGUGAUGAAGUCGUUCAUUCUUGCCUUGCUUCCGGGUCUUGAAGAGGAGACUGGCGAGUUCUUCGAAAAGGUGCUAAAUCUACUCGAUCGAUUGUCGGGAACCGUAUCCCCUGUAUUCUUUAUCCAGAACAUAUGGCUCAUCAUGAUAACGAUGUCUUCCGCACGGGGAACCGCAUUGAACUUCCUCUCUCGCCGACUACCUCGAUUACAUGCAGACGAAGACAUCACUCAGAUAGUAGGUAGAGACAUAGGGCUUAUGAUCCGUGCAUUCGCAGCUGCGCUCGAAGACGACAAUCUGUUGGUUCGCAGAGGCGCCCUCGAUAUUCUAUUGCAGUCGAUGCGGAUCGAUAGCGCCGCUAUCAAACGAGCGCAUUCAGAAGACUCCGUCAUCCUUAUGAGAGCUGCGACCGGUGUAGUCCUCCGCCGAGAUCUAUCACUCAAUCGUCGGCUUUAUACCUGGCUACUGGGACCGGACGAAAAGAGCGAGAACCAAAUCGUGUAUCUGCGACAGCAUGCUCUCGAGUUAUUGAACACCACACUCAAGGAUGAAAUGUUUGCGCCUUCAGGGGAGUACUCUGAAUCUAGACCGUUCAAGAUCUUUAUUUCGCUGCUGGAUAAGUGGGAGAUAGGAUCAGCUUUGACGGAUGUUCUUGUAUUGGAUGCUCUUAAGGCGAUCCGAUUUCUCAUGCAGCGGGAUGCGGAGGAGCGUAAUGAGGAUAUUUCUAUGACCGCCAGUACUUUAUAUGAUGCUGUCGAGCCCAGUAUUCUUUGGAAGCAGUUAUUGGCAGCAAUAAUGAAAGACUUAACCGAAGACAAGAAAACUGGGGCAAUCGACUUGACCUUGUUCCUCCUGCGUUCACUCCCUCUGCAAGAUGACGAAGUUCGCAGCAUUCACUUACCAGUCAUUUUUGCCGCCAUAACGGACAGGCUGCAGCGCGAAAUCAACAACGACCCGUCCAAGGCUGCCGAAGCUUCCGUUCGAGAAUGUUUAGCUCUUCAAGAGGAGAUAUUCAAACAUAUACCCCUGGAAUCUCUCAGUCAGCGGCCUGGGCUGAAUGCAGCACUUCAAACAUCGGCUUCGUCACUCAGCUCACUCGCGUUCUCCUAUGCAUUUUACGGACUCGAUUUCACCGAAUCGAGACCGAGCAGUCGAGUGGUCAAUCCUUUGGUGGCUGUUUUGGAACAUAUGUUCUCCACUAGUCAAGCACUGUCUCGAUCGCUCUCGACUCAGCAUGGCGGCUCAAUAGAACUUCGAGCGGCAUUCUCACAGGUGUUACGGGUCUUGUCGAACAUUGUGCGUGCGGUGGGCAGAAGUUGUGAUGCGACGCUCGGGAUGUCGUGGGACCCUUCUGAAUGGCUGCAUUCUAUGCUCGAUUGUCUUGACCUGGAGACUGUCAAUUUCACACUGGUAGACCAGGCGGUGUCUUUGAUAUUGUCUUUGCACGGUUCGCAGAAGCUUAGCCCGAAGUUAUCGAUGGAUAGGAGACCCGUCGUUAGUCGCAUGGUAAAGAAGCUUUUCAGAUACCUCCACCAAGACCUGGCAACUUGUCAUGCGCGAGCUGUCAACCUCAUAUGGUCGAUAGAAUCAUUGUCGCGGCCUCAUGAAGUCGAGUCGAUAAUAGCGCAGAGCAUGUGUUCUCCCGAGUCGAGAAACGUUUACGAGGCGCAUGAGGCCUUUGGAGUGCUUUGGCGACUGUCAGAGGAUGACUCGCUUCCGGGAGUGCGCUUAAAAGUGCCGUUGAUGAUAGUUUUAGAGACCUUGAAGCACGAUGAUCCAAGUCUACGACGCGUUGGAGAAACGUGGAUGCGAUGCAAUCUGAGGUCGUAUAUCAGGGUCUUGGAACCUAUCCUGCGCGAUCUUCUGGACCCCUCUAUCCGUCGAAUACCCAAAGAAAUCGGGGGCUACGUUUACGAGAAGUCCUUUGACCAACGAUAUGUCGCUCACCUUCUUGAGAUUCUACUUUCGAUCGUCCAGUUCGGCGGUCAAGGGUUUUCCAAGUCUGCGCGCGGCACAUUCUUUAGGCGUUCAUUCGACCAUGUGCUUCUCCAGAGGCUUAGCUCAGCCGGGAUAGAUGCCGAGACGAGUUACCUCGAUGCACUCAUCGAAGUGUUGUCAAGGUUCCUUCAGUCCGAACCCAAAGAUCAAGUUGCUCCGGUCAUGCAGCCGCUGAACACGGUCAUACAAUCCUCUGCCAUAGACCUCCUCCAAACCAUCGUCGCUCGUGGGGAAAUUGAAAUGCUCGCUGUUGAAAUACUCGAACCAGCCGUUAUUGGCAAGCUUUUCCUCUGCGUCCAUUUACAUUGCUUGGACUUGCAAAACAAGUUGCUGCGGUUCCUCCACUCCAUCAUAUCUGCCUCGACAUCUUAUGCCUACAACGGAAACCCGCCUCCCGAGGAUCGAAGCGCAGAAGGCUCGCAGGAAUCCGGAAAAAGAGGUUACAGUGUCAACUCACUGCUGACACAAACUAUCAUAGACGGUAUUGCAGUCCCGCGCAAUCGUCCUGUGAUGCAGCACUGGUUAGAUUUUGUGCUGAUGGCGGUUCCCCAGUUCCAGCCUGCCCUUCAGGGCGUUAUUUCUCCUAUUGCUGAUUGCCUUUGUCGACAACUACGCUUGCUCCUCUCGGAUGCGCUUAAGGCGAGCCAGCCGAGAGAGAACGAGAGAUAUCCUCGAGUUGCGACUGAUGCUGAGUUCGUCAUGCUCCUCAAUGCGCUCGAGCGGUUACUUGUACUUGGCUUGACUCAAAAGUCAGAUGCCAAUUUACAAGAGGACGACACACCAGUUCAGGACAAACCUGGGGCCGAGUCGGGAGGUAUCCUAGGAUAUGUCUCAAAUGUCUUCACUACAGACAAUGCAUCUUCUACUGUCGAAGAUCAGCUGACAUCACACUCGCCUGGUUAUAAGUCUCUCCAUGAUGGCAUCCGUGUGUUGCUUGCGAUAUGGGUCAACAUGGUCUGGCAUGAUACCACCGGCCUGCGGCCAGAGGCGGAUUCGCUGUCUAUGAUUUAUAAUCGGACACAUGCUCGCUGUCGAAGAGUUCUGGAGCACUUGUUCCGCGCUCACCCAACGGAAGUGUUGGAAUCCGUUAUCGAAUGCUGGGAUCAUGAUGCAUUGUUACGUUCCAAGGGCUCUAAUCAGUCUGCUACAGGCGUCUUCGACUUGGUCGAUGUCUUAAUCGCUAACGCACAAAGUGCGGUGCAUAUGAUCUGCGACAGUAUAUCAGUACGUCUCUCCAACACCUCGGAGCGCAGUAGGAGACCCGCAAAUGCGAAUCUAUCCGAUGUCGUCCUUUUCAACUUUUUGGAGCAAUAUUUGCGACGGCUUGAAGGGCCCCUGGCACUUCAAGUAUGGGGUCGAUUUAUGCAACUUGCCAAAGAUCUGGCGUCAAGUCGAGAUUUCAAAGUUCAGGUCUUCUUGGCAUUGAAGUGCUUAUGUGUUCUAGGCGACAAAGUUACUCAGACCACUGCCAUUGACGACAAGCGCAUUAAGAAAGACCUCCAGGAGACGUUUGGAAAGCUCCUUGAUGCAUGCGUUACUUUCGUGGGUAGAUCGACGGAUCAACCAAAUUGGAUCAGACGUACCACAAAGGAGUCAUUGGUCAAUGGUCGAUCCUCCCCUGCUCUUCGUGGUGCCUCAGAUGUGAAGCUGGAUGAGAAGGCCGAUUCUAGCUCUGUUGUGCCUUCAGACAAUGCCAAGCCAACUUGGGGAGCAGAGUUGCCCUCUCAGAUCACCGCAUUCAUAGCGUCAACAGCUGUUCCAGACCUGCGCAGGUUUUUAAUGGACAACGACAAGGUAGCGAGUGCUUGUAGCAACAUCGUAUAUUACAUCGUGAGCCCGGGCAUCAAAAUGAAAGCUAGGCCUUUUGAUGCUGAUGCGGUUGUGGUCGACAUCUUUCGGGAGAUGAUCAAAAUCCCUCCUGCCAUGAAGGUUUGGCGAGGGGCAGUGAUCGACGUCCUUUACGAUCACCGCAUCUUUAACUCGAACUCCAGCGUUGCUACGAAGUGGAAACCCAUCAUCAAAGCACUAUUUGAUGCCGAUAAAACUUCUUUCCCUGAUCUGCUUAGCCGUCCAAUAUUUUUACCAACCGAGAAGCAUGAGAUGCUCCUGCGAUCACUCAACUUGCGACGACUUGCAUUAGUCCUCUUCACAGGGGAGAAGAAUCAUUUCUUAACCCAGCUUCCAGCUGUACAAGAGAAAUUGGUGGAUAUCCUGCGCAAUGUUCCAUCUCCGAUUGUUCAAUGUGAAGUCUACCUUUGCAUACGAGUGUUGCUGUGCCGCCUGGCUGCACAUAGCAUGACGAGCUUUUGGCCCGUGAUUCUCACUGAACUAUAUCGAAUAUUCGAGCUAAUAAUCGAUUCGAUACCCUCAGAUGGCUCGGAAGAUCUACAACUCAUCCUUUCGGCCAGCAAAUGUCUCGAUUUGCUGCUUACCCUCCAAACAGAAGAGUUUCAGAUACAUCAGUGGAUAUUUAUCACCGAUACCGUGGAUGCCGUGUUUCGCCCUGACAAUUGGUGCCCAGAGUCGAUGUUCGACCAGCUCGCUGAAGUGGUAGGCAGUUUGCCUAUUCCUGAACCACGAGAACAACACAGCAUUGGGCUACCACUGCCAACAUCGACCUCCCUUGCUUUCCCUGCCCAUUCUGAUCGUGCUUUGCGGAAACCCAUGCUAAGGUCGAUUCGCCAGAUUGACUCGAUCAGGGACCUCAUUCCGUUCUUCUCCCAUGUGAGUAUCACGUCUUACGAGAGCGUGUAUGCAAGCGGAGGGAACAUCGAUUGGGAGGCGGUCGAGCAGGGAAUUUUGGACGAUAUGUUUGAUGGCCGGUGA
Suillus paluster is the source of this 5340-nucleotide messenger RNA. Its product is annotated as Dopey, N-terminal-domain-containing protein. The transcript is spliced from 30 exons. Bases 1 to 5340 code for a protein of 1779 amino acids. The record is from RefSeq and is a predicted model, not a curated record. Gene Ontology annotation, biological process: Golgi to endosome transport. Gene Ontology annotation, cellular component: endosome; trans-Golgi network. Lineage: Eukaryota; Fungi; Basidiomycota; Agaricomycetes; Boletales; Suillaceae.